AUGCUCUCACGUGUUGCUGCAGUGAAGGCACCCCGCACAGACAACCGUCGACGCGUGACCGGAUCCAGCGGAGGGAGGAGGGAAGGAAGAGAGAGCGAGCCGCAGAGGCCCAACAUGUCCCGGCGUCUGUUUACUUCUGCGGUGCUGCUUCUAAUUGUCAUGAUGAUCUGCUGCGGCAGUGGGGCUGUACCCACUGAGGGCACUGAUUCAGAAAAUGAUAGCGGUUUUACCAUUGGGAUGAUUUUGGCUGCUACAGGGUAUGAAUAUGAUACCACAGAAGAAACUCUCCCACCAGGAGCACCUACCUCAGCAGUAGCCGUCCCAGCAGAAGGUAACAAAUCAGUACAUUCCCGAGUAAAGAUUCCGGCGUUAUCCGUUACCGCAAUCAGUUCUCUAUCCGUUGUUGACGUGAAUGGUGUGGUUGCCGUCAUUGCUCAAGCCGACUACGAAGAUGGAUCAAGCACUGUUUUGGCAAGAAUCAUUGAACCCACCGAAGAGGGUGCGGUGUGGACUUUACCAAACUCCAGUGCGAAUAACCCACAAACACAUUAUGCGGAGGGCACUGAGAGAAGGAAGGGUUUACCUUCCCUCUUUAACCCUACUGCGUUUUUUAAAAACGAUGGCUUGUACCUUCUUCUGUAUGUUGGGAAGGAACCACGAUCACCUAAGGGAGCUGUGCCAAAAUCAGAAUACCCGUACCCUUCUCUCGUUAUUGGCGAAAUUAAAAGCAUGAACGCGAGCGACAAGGAAAAAUCUAAAAAAAUUACCUGGGGUGAUUCCGGCUUGUUGAGCUCUGAAAUUGCUGCAGAGUUUCAAAAGAGGUCGUUUGAGAAUUUUUCUGCCAGUGGAGGCACAGGGAUCCUAACGCAGGACAGCUCACUUGUACUUCCCAUAAACGGAUGGACAAAGGAUAAAGAGGAAUUCUCACUAAUUCUGUACUCCGGUGGUCCUAAGAAAGAAUGGAAGCUUUCGAAGGGGUUGCCUGAUAGGUAUUUUGCUCCCGUGAUUGUCGAGUGGGUGAAUGGGAGGCUUCUUAUGAUCAUCUCAUGCAACGAUGGCUAUCGCAAGGUGUACGAAUCCGGUGACAACGGGGAAUCUUGGACGGAGGCUGUCGGGACACUCUCGCGCGUGUGGGGCAAUUCGCAUAAUCGAACAGGGAAAGGUGUGCAGAGUGGGUUUAUUUCUGCGAAGAUUGAAGGAAAGAAUGUUCUGCUUGUUUCUCUGCCAGUGUAUUCUACGGAUAACGAAAGCGGUCGACUCAAUCUUUGGCUAACUGACGGACGACGCAUUGCUGAUAUUGGGCCGAUAUCCUCCACCGACGAAGAUAUCACUGAAAGCGCUCUUUUGUACAGAAAUACUUCGGGUGAGGAGUUGAUUUCCGUGUACGGGAGUAGGAAUGCAACUGGCAAUCUCAGCAUUUCUUCUGUGCGCUUGACUGGGCAGCUGGAGCUGAUAAAGAGAGUGAUAAUAAGCUGGGGAGAGAUGGACAAGCGUGUUUUACAGCUGUACCGUUUUUCGAUUGCCGAGGACAGUUUGUCUUCUGUUGGGGCCUGCAGCACCCGUAUGCUCAUGAAUGGAUUGGUUGGUUUUUUGUCCGGUAGUUUUAAUGGAAGUCAAUGGAAGAAUGAGUACUUUGGGGUAUACGCAGCUGUUCAUGGGGAGGUGACAACCAAUUCGGGUGGUGCGAUCUUCAAGGGCGUUGGAGCAGGGGCGGUGUGGCCUGUGGGAACACAGGGGCAGAAUCAAAUAUACUACUUUGCAAACACCCAGUUCACUCUUCUGGCGACGGUGUCUAUACAGGAAGUGCCGGGGAGUGGCACCAUCUCCAUUCCUUUGAUGGGCGUGAAGAUGAACGACCCCAACGGCAAGCUGUCGACGCUUCUGGGGAUCUCCUACAGUGCGGAUAAAAAGUGGGAGGUGACGUUUAACGGCGUGAAGGCAACAGCCGAGGGUAGCGAGUGGGAACUGAGGAGGGAAUACCAAGUGGCACUCAUCCUGGAGGACGGUGAAAUAAGCUUUGUGUACGUGAAUGGCCAGUUGCUGGGGAGCUCGAAAACGAUGCCGACUGGUAAGGAACGGUUACUCGAUAUCUCGCACUUCUACUUUGGCGGUGACAACGGCGAAAAAAAGGGAAACCGCCAUGUGAAAGUGAGGAACGUAUUGUUGUACAACCGAGUGUUGAGUGCCAGUGAACUGCAAUGCCGUCUUCCUGAAGAAGUUGUGCAAAAGCCACGGAAUGCGUCACCCAGUUCAUCUAAAAAGCACGACUUCGGUCCGAAGGACGAUGACUUCUACACUGUCUUGUUUCCUGAAAAACUCUCUGUCUUGCUUUCCAAUGCAACGGGGUCGCCCAAGAAAACUGCCGUGGGUGCUGCCACAGUCCCUAGCACUGGCGGUCCGAACAAUAAUUUAAAGAAAAAUGGCGAAAGCUGCAUGUUUGUGAAUGUUUCUGGGCUUUUAUUGCUGAUUCUACUGUGGAUGUGUGCAUUUGCGGCUCUUUUUUGA
Trypanosoma cruzi is the source of this 2505-nucleotide messenger RNA. RefSeq names its product neutral sphingomyelinase activation associated factor-like protein. Bases 1 to 2505 code for a protein of 834 amino acids. The record is from RefSeq and is a predicted model, not a curated record. Lineage: Eukaryota; Euglenozoa; Kinetoplastea; Trypanosomatida; Trypanosomatidae. The transcript has a single exon. Gene Ontology annotation, molecular function: exo-alpha-sialidase activity.